CCCACAUUGGAAGAGUUGCGGGAAAGUGAAAAGCCAGAAAAUGUAAUUGCCGUCGUAACCGUACGUCAAAAGAAAAAACAAAAGCACCAGGAGCGCAUCGAAUCAAUGAAGGAUCAAACGAUCAGCAAAGAGCGUUUUCGUAACGAAGAGUACCUGCGUAAAUGGAAAAAUUCACGUGCUGAGUGGAAAUUUGAAAAGUUGCGACAGAUUUCUAUACAGCAAACUGUUUUUGAUGAGGAAAAAAUUUGCGCAGAGAUGUGGCCAAUUGCACUAGAGUACUUGUCAGGCUCAAAAGGAGCUGCUAAGGCACAAAUAAUCAAAUUGGCUGAGCAAUGCAUUGAAGAACUCGACAAGCAAUGCGCCGAACAGAGCAGCGAUGAAGAACACAAAGUUAUCAUUGAUUCUUCGCGUUAUCAGCGUGCACGAGAUUUGUUGCAGAGCUUCGACUAAGGAACUGGAAAAGGCAUUGUACUAGGCACUAGCAUGUAAAUAGUUUUAAAGAUUUAUGUUGAAAAAAAAGAUGGAGGGAUAUAUAUUUUAUUGUAAAAGUAAA
Rhagoletis pomonella (apple maggot) is the source of this 553-nucleotide messenger RNA. RefSeq lists its product as uncharacterized. The transcript has a single exon. NCBI's taxonomy places the organism in Eukaryota, Metazoa, Arthropoda, Insecta, Diptera, Tephritidae. The annotation marks the transcript as partial. The record is from RefSeq and is a predicted model, not a curated record.